This is a messenger RNA of Drosophila bipectinata, 1531 nucleotides long. Its product is annotated as PR domain zinc finger protein 15-like. The record is from RefSeq and is a predicted model, not a curated record. NCBI's taxonomy places the organism in Eukaryota, Metazoa, Arthropoda, Insecta, Diptera, Drosophilidae.
GUUUAAAUUAUUAUACCGCUCGUAAGUCUGUCGGAGUCGCAUAGUAAUGAAUCCCAAUCGUAUAAAAUACUCGACGGCGAUCAGUGAGGAGAUUGUGCCUGCCAUCUUGCAAGAGGAACCGGAAGUGGUCGAGAAGGUGGCGGCACAUGGCGAAAGCGGCGCUGGAGAUGGUGGUGAAGCUCAGUACACCUAUACUUACAUUACCAACGAGGACUAUGGUACCGAAACGGCUAUGGUAACUCUCACCGCCCACGAGCUGGUUAUCGACGAGAACGGCCAUCCCAUUACGUUGGAACAGCUAGUGGAGAACAGUACCGUCGAGGAGGUAGAAACUUUAGAGCAGGGCGACGGCACGCACACGAUUCUGCGCAUCGUUCCGAACAGCAUGCACGAUGAUCAGCACGAAAAGGACGUCGAGGACAAGGAAGUUAAUGACUUCAAGGGCAAGGAAGUUGAUGACGGCGAGGAACUGGAUCAGAAGAAGGACGAAAUGGUCGCCGUGAAGCAUGAAGUUGAGUACGAAAACGACGAUGUUGAAUUUCUUUUCUUCGAGGAAACCGUUGAUCAUGGCGCCGAGCAGAAGGUCCAAGCAGGAGAUGCUCGCAAAAAGACCUUCCAUUGCCCCAACUGCAGCAACAAGUACAAUUCUGUCGGUUCGCUGAAGCUUCACUACCGCGCCUGUCUGCGUCAGUGUAAUGAGGCCCCCGCAGAGAACCGCCAGUGCAAGGUGUGCGGCAAGGUCUUCUGCACGGAGGGAUACUUAAAAAAGCACAUGCUUCGGCAUACCGGUGUGCAGAUACACACUUGCUUCCGUUGCUAUAGCAAGUUUGUUGAGGAGUCCAAAUUCGCCGCUCACAUGGAGGCGCACAAGCACCAGGAUAAGCUCGAGGCCGAGGCCGCCGCAUUCCGAGCAAAGCACGGUGGCAAGAAGGUGAUCGUCAAGGAGUUCAAGUGCUCGUUCUGCUCCCAAAACUUUAGCGUCGUUUUUGACGUUGGCCAGGUUAGACGCCGCUAUGCCUGCGACUCUUGCCGCGAAAAGUUCUCCAACGAGGAGGAAAUGCGUCAGAACAAGGAGCAAGAAGAGAAGAAGCCUGGGUUCAGUUGCGAGCGCUGCGGCCGCCAGUUCGUGUUCCAGGGCUUCCUCCAGCGCCAUAUCCCGAAAUGCGAUGGCACCAUUAAGCAUCGUCGGGGCAUGAAGUAGAGGCGGCGAUAGCGACUGCGAUCCCCACCAGAGUCACCACUGCCACGCUAUGUUGUUAUGGACCGGGUCCAGCAAAAAAUAGAUCUGGUUCGCCAACGAGGAGCAGCAGGGGGAGCUAUAAUUACUAGAGGAAGACGUCGAGGAACAUGAUCUGUUUCUGGGAAACAGCAGUAGCAGGAGGAUUAGGAUAACGAACAUAUUAAACAUUUGCUAGAACACCACGCAUAUAACUUUCAAACAGAAUAUGCCUCGGAAAUCUUCCUAACUUUGCUAAAGGAGAUAGUUCCUAACUAUAUAUGCAAACAAAUAUAGACUUUAUAAUUAUAAAAA